AUGUUAUUGUUUUUUCAUUAAAAACGAAACUUCGCGAAUUUCAAACAGUUUUUCCCACAUUUUAUAACAUUGUCUAUUGUGAAACAAGAGGAAAGAGAAAGGUUAAACAAAAUGUCACUUGCUGAAGAGCUGCGAAAAGAUUCCGAGGAAAUCUGCAAAUUGCUUGCAGAGGCAACCAGGAAGCGUGUCAAGGAUGCCUUGGUAAAAGCAAAAGCUGAAGUGGAUCGUGAGAUUGUUAAUCUGGAAAUGAAGGAAAAGCAGGCAGCAGAACGUAAGGAAGCAGGACCCAAAAGAUUCUACGUCGAGCUGAAAGAAUACGGUUGGGAUCAAAGUGACAAGUUCGUGAAAAUAUUUGUUACAUUGGCUGGUAUCCAAAAUAUCGAUGAAUCAUCGGUAGUUAUACAUUUCACCGAAAACUCUUUGAAUUUGAAUAUAAACAAUUUCAAUGGCAAAGACCAUGUCUUGGUGGUUAACAACUUGCUACAUCCCAUCGACGUUGCAAAGAGCUAUCGCAAAGUUAAAACAGACAUGGUGGCGAUUUACAUGAAGAAAACCCUUGAAGGCCAACACUGGCCAUGUCUGACUUCGAUCGAAAAGCGUCUCAAAGAUCAAGCUGAUCACGAAUUGAAGCAAAGUAGCGAAAACCCUUCCGAUGCUUUGGUUAAUAUCAUGAAGAAAAUGUACAAUCAAGGAGAUUCAACGACAAAACAAAUGAUUGCCAAAGCUUGGACGGAAAGUCAAGAAAAAAUUGCAAAAGGAGGAGAUCAUAAUCCUUUAGAGUCUUUAAGUUAAGAAAAAAUCAUUACGUCGCCAUGUUUACAACAUGUAUCAUAUGAAUCUUAGAGUUCUUUUUUUGAAUUGUUUUAUGUACAAUUCUUUCUAUUUUGCUCUUCGAAGAGCCAAUAUAAACGGGUAAUUGAAACGAAAACAUUGCUAUUGGUAGGGCAACAUCCCUUAUUAAACUUUAAACAACUGCAUUGUACAAAUAUUUAUUGAUUCCACAUUAUUACUUUCGUUUCAUAAAUACUUUAUUAGCCAUAGAUCAUAUUUUUAGUGUCAAUAAAAAUACAGAACAAA
Molecule: messenger RNA, 1077 nt
Organism: Stomoxys calcitrans (stable fly)
Lineage: Eukaryota; Metazoa; Arthropoda; Insecta; Diptera; Muscidae
Product: calcyclin-binding protein
Exons: 3
Coding region: 112-792 (226 amino acids)
Biological process (GO): heart development
Cellular component (GO): nucleus
Molecular function (GO): ubiquitin protein ligase binding; S100 protein binding; tubulin binding
Source: RefSeq, a predicted model, not a curated record